Truncatella angustata is the source of this 1272-nucleotide messenger RNA. Its product is annotated as glycoside hydrolase superfamily. The record is from RefSeq and is a predicted model, not a curated record. The transcript is spliced from 3 exons. Gene Ontology annotation, biological process: carbohydrate metabolic process. Lineage: Eukaryota; Fungi; Ascomycota; Sordariomycetes; Amphisphaeriales; Sporocadaceae. The annotation marks the transcript as partial. Gene Ontology annotation, molecular function: chitin binding.
AUGUGUGGUCCUUACAGCAUUGAUGGCGACCAGAAGUGUGGCAUGAACCUGUGCUGCUCGGCUUAUGGAUGGUGUGGAACCGACGACGUGCACUGUGAUUCCACCCCAACGGAAGCGAACGGGAUGGCACCUUGCCAGGCAGACUAUGGCCUCUGUAAGAUCAUCCCUGCCCCCUCUUGCGGAGAGGGCUCAGGAUCGACCAAUGGACGAGCCAUCGGGUAUUAUCAGGCCUCCAAUACCCGUGAUCGGUUAUGCAAUCGCAUAUCGCCGUCGCAGAUCAACCUAGACGGGCUGACCCAUCUCUACUUUGCCUUUGCCAAAUUCGAUCCUAGCACAUUUGCUAUCGUGCCUGGCGAUACUGCCGACGAGGAGCUCUACCCUGAAUUCACGGCUUUGCAAUCUAAAGGGGUGAAGACAUGGGUAGCCAUCGGUGGUUUCGACUUUUCUGAUCCGGGCACUGCUACCCACACCGCUUGGUCCGACAUGGUGUCCAAGAGUGCUUCCAGGAGCGCAUUCAUCACUUCUCUCAUGGCGUUUAUGAAGAAGUGGGGCUUUCAGGGUGUGGAUAUUGACUGGGAGUAUCCUGCUGCGGCUGCACGAGGCGGCGUGUUGGCAGACACUGUCAAUUUUGUCAGUCUGGUCAAGGAGAUGAAAAGCGCCUUUGGUGAUAGUUAUGGCAUCAGUUUGACUUUGGCUCCUGAUUAUUGGUAUCUCCGCGGGUUUGAUGCGAAGGGAAUGGAGCCAUAUGUUGACUUCUUUGGUUUCAUGGCAUACGACUUGCACGGUUCUUGGGACACCGACGUCAAGACCUUGGGGUCGAAGGUCCGUGGUCAAGCGGAUAUCAGGGAUAUCAGCAAUGACACCCUGCCUUUGUGGUUUGACGACUUGACGCCUUCGAAGAUCAACUUUGGGUUGGCAUACUACGGCCGUGGUUAUACGCUUAGUGACCCUAGCUGUAACACGCUGAACUGUGCUUUCUCAGGGCCUAGCAAGCCAGGUACUUGUACUAACUUUGCUGGAGUCAUGUCGUUGCUGGAAAUUGAGAACAUUAUCAAGGAAAAGAAGCUGCAACCUACUCUUCUCAGCGAGGCUAUGAUGAAGCAAAUCACCUGGGAUGAUCAGUGGAUCGGAUACGACGACGCUGACACCAUCAAAUUGAAGAAGGCAUGGGCUGAUGGACAAUGUUUCGGCGGUACCAUGGUAUGGUCUGUCGAUUUCAAUUCGGGAAGCGGAAGCGGUGAUACUCCGACCAAGACCACCGACGGAACCUGC